Molecule: messenger RNA, 396 nt
Organism: Eruca vesicaria subsp. sativa (arugula)
Lineage: Eukaryota; Viridiplantae; Streptophyta; Magnoliopsida; Brassicales; Brassicaceae
Source: the annotation of a GenBank genome assembly
AUGACUGAUCUUUCGAACAUUCUGCAGAUUCUUCCUAUAGCUUUCACGAAUAUCAACAAGCUUAACAAGUACAAGGAGAUAAUCUUGAUGGACAAACAUGGUGUGCAGCGGUUAACGAAGCUGGUUCAAGACGGACCACACAAUAGAAGAAGAGGAUUGGGGAAAGGAUGGAAACUUUUCUGUGAAGCUAAUGAUGUAUUCGAGAUUGGUAAGUCUUUUGUGUUAGAGUUGAUGUGGGAAGACACAGUUCCCGUUCUCAAGUUUUGUUCCAAGGUCAAGUAUGUUCCGGUUAGUUUUGUGAGGUCAAACGGUUUGAGCAGUACCUACUUAUCUUUCAAGGCGGUUAGUGACAGCAAAUGGUCUGAAGGAAAGAGACGAAUUCAUCAGAUCUUGUGA